ACAACAGCUCCCUACUGAACUAAAGCUGAAUACAUGGCGUUAUCCAGCCGGUAGCGAGGAGGGCGAAAGAUGCUGGGCGAAACCGAGUGCAGCGCAAAGAAAAUGUCAUCCCGCGCGGACAGUGGUAGCGGAGAAGACUCCUUGGACCACCUGCUGCCCGGUCCCCCUGCCGCGGCCCCGCGGAGGAAGAGCACCUCACACACCAAGACAGAGCCUCCUCUGCUGCGCACCGGCACGCGCACCAUCUACACUGCCGGGAGACCCCCCUGGUACAACGAGCACGGCGCACAGUCCAAAGAAGCCUUUGUCAUCGGGUUGUGUGGCGGAAGUGCCUCGGGGAAGACUACGGUGGCCAAUAAGAUUAUCGAGGCUCUCGACGUUCCCUGGGUGGUGCUGUUGUCCAUGGACUCCUUCUACAAGGUUCUGACCCCUGAGGAACAGAUGUUGGCAGCCAGUAAUGACUACAACUUUGACCAUCCGGGGGCGUUUGACUUUGAGCUGCUGGUGGCCACUGUAAGGAGGCUGAAGAAGGGCAAGAGCGUGACGAUCCCAGUGUAUGACUUCACUACACACGGUAGACAGAAAGACUGGAAAACGGUGUAUGGUGCCAGUGUUGUCAUCUUUGAGGGGAUCAUGUCCUUUGCAGACAAAGAGCUUUUGGAGCUCCUGGACAUGAAGAUCUUUGUGGACACUGACUCAGACAUUCGGCUGGUGCGUCGCCUGCGCAGAGACAUCACAGAGCGCGGGCGGGACCUCGAGGGGGUCAUCAAGCAGUACAACAAGUUUGUGAAGCCCGCGUUUGAACAGUACAUUGAACCCUACAUUCGGCUGGCGGACAUUGUUGUGCCUCGAGGGGGUGGUAACAUGGUGGCCAUUGACCUGAUCGUCCAGCAUGUCCACAGCCAGAUGGAGAAGCGUGAGCUCAGUGUCAGGGCUGUCCUGGCAUCGGCCCAACAGACUCAGCCACUCCCUCAGACACUUAGUGUUUUGGAGAGUACGCCCCAGGUCAAAGGCCUGCACACCAUCAUCAGGAAUAGGGAGACCAGCCGGGACGAGUUCAUCUUCUACUCCAAGCGGUUGAUGCGCCUCCUGAUUGAACAUGCUCUCACAUUCCUGCCCUCUCAGCCUUGCAGGGUCCAGACCCCCCAGGGGCAGGAGUAUGAGGGGAAACAAAGCAUCAGGGGUAAAGGGAUCACAGGUGUGUCCGUCCUGCGGGCGGGGGAGACCAUGGAGCCUUCCCUGAGGGCGGUGUGUAAGGACGUCCGCAUCGGCAAGAUCCUUAUCCAGACCAACCUGGACUCGGGAGAACCAGAGCUGCAUUACCUGCGUCUGCCCAGAGACAUCAGUGAGGACCAUGUCAUUCUAAUGGACAGCACUGUUUCCACCGGCGCCGCCGCCAUGAUGGCUGUACGGGUCCUAUUGGACCACGAGGUGCCGGAGGAGAACAUUGCCCUGGUCUCUCUGUUGAUGGCUGAGUUGGGGGUGCACUCAGUGGCCUAUGCCUUCCCCCGGGUCAAAAUCAUCACUACUGCUGUGGACAAGACUGUUGACGACUGCCUGCAAGUCAUUCCUGGCAUUGGGGACUUUGGGGACCGAUACUUUGGGACAGAUGGUGGAGCAUCAGGCUGGAGUAACGAUGACGAACAGGAGCGACCCAGAAAUCCAACAGGAUUCUGUGAAACAUAGUUAAAGGCUAACCUUGUGAAACCAGUCUGUAAAAUCAGUCUGGUUUCACACGGCAGCUUAGGGCAAGACUUACCUGACCAGUCACAUUCCAUUCAGCUGCUACAGAUGAACACUAACGAUAGUAUGUAAUGCUAAUAAUGCUCAAAAGUUAUGUAGAGCAAGACAUUUUGUAUUCUAUUUUAUGGUAACAAUAAGUGUUUUGUUUGAGGCAAUACUACAGGAUCAAUGUAUGUAUCUUGACAAUGCUGGACUGCUCAAAGCAGUGUGUUAACAGGGCUACACGUUAUGGAACUGAAUCAGUUCCAUCCCCUUGAAGACAAUGCUAUCUUGAGAUCACCUAGUUAUUUGUGAUUGGCAGAAAAGAUAUCCUGGACCUCAGAUUAUCAAAGGCUAUUUUAUAUUAAAUAUAUAUUUAUUAGAACUCUGUUUUAUUAGCUAGUAAGACUUCCUGGCCUGUAGGGGGGAGCAGUGUUCAAUUUUUGUUGCUGUGUGUGUGUGUGUGUGUGUGUGUGUGUGUGUGUGUGUGUGUGUG
This is a messenger RNA of Esox lucius (northern pike), 2218 nucleotides long. It is a transcript of the gene uckl1a, whose product is annotated as uridine-cytidine kinase 1-like 1a. The transcript has 15 exons. Gene Ontology annotation, cellular component: cytoplasm. NCBI's taxonomy places the organism in Eukaryota, Metazoa, Chordata, Actinopteri, Esociformes, Esocidae. Bases 70 to 1686 code for a protein of 538 amino acids. Gene Ontology annotation, molecular function: kinase activity; ATP binding. The record is from RefSeq and is a predicted model, not a curated record.